Molecule: messenger RNA, 2355 nt
Organism: Naumovozyma castellii
Lineage: Eukaryota; Fungi; Ascomycota; Saccharomycetes; Saccharomycetales; Saccharomycetaceae
Gene: RGD3
Product: Rgd3p
Exons: 1
Coding region: 1-2355 (784 amino acids)
Source: RefSeq, a predicted model, not a curated record
AUGGGUGCAGAAUCAAUUCGUGCUAAAAUCCAAGUGCAAUAUACAUUGAGAAACACAUUUUGGUGCAAGGAUUACAAGUCUGGGAUAGAUAUAUUUUUACAUGAAGUGCAGAAUGUUAAUGAAAUACUAUUGAAGGAGAUGGAAACGUAUUCUAGUUUCCAAACUGAAUGCUGGACUCCUUUUUUAAAAUCUCUGAACCAUUUGAAUGAUUCAGUGGUAGUACCAUCACAGGGACAUAAUCCUUUGAUUUUUAAUCUAUUGACACAUUUUGAAGAUUUGGAUAUUGAAGGAGAUGUUAUAUUUAAUUGUACCAGUCCUUUGAGGAGCCUGUUAAGUGAAACUGGUAAAUAUUACAGAUCAGCCAACGAUGAUUUGAAUUCAGAGUAUGAGAACUUCAUUAAAGCAUUUAUAGAACUGAAGGAAACUCUGAUCGACUGUGAAAAAAAAGCAGAUACUAUUUCUUGUAGGUUAAGUCUAGAGCAAGAACCAAGUCAUGGAGAGCAGGGUGAGGUUACUAUUUGCAUGGGUGCAUCUGAAGAAUCAAGGAAUUUGCCUAUAUUCAAUGUGAGUUAUCCUUUCGAAUUGGAUGAAAAGUUAAUCUUUCCAGAUGAGGGCAAUUUCUUACAAUUUCUAGAACGUUUAAAACGAAUGGUUCCAGUUGAGAAAAGAAUAAUAUCCAUUCCAGGUUUAGCUAAUGAAGGAUUUCAGGGGAAAUUAGUAAUGAAUGAACUGAAAAAAAUGAAUGCACGAUUGGACACAUCUUUAUUUAAUUUGGAUCGAAUAGGGCAACUAUUUCUUGACCUUAACAUUAUCAAUGAAUAUUCCAUUGGAUACCUGAAUGCAUUAUCUAGAAAUACAUUAAUGUUUAACGGUGAAAAAUAUUAUACUUGGAAUGAUUCAAUUUUCCUUCAGAGAGCUCCACAAGUUGUUGCAGUCCCCUCUACGAGUAAGAAAUCUUACGGUGAACUAGCAGAGAAUGACAUUAAAAAGGCUUCCAGAUCCGUUUCUGAUUGGAUAAGAAAGGUAAGCAUGCCAACAGGUGCUAAUGAUCAUCAAGAUCUGGAGCUAACAAUAAGUCAAUUUACUCAAUUACAGAAAAGGCUUUCACAAAGAUAUUGCAAGUUGGAAUAUUCUCGAGUUCAAUUGGAAAAGGCGAUUUUCCAAUAUUCCAAGAAAUAUUGUGUGAUAACAAAGGAAAUUGAGCGAGAGAUUAACAAGAGCAGACGGAAAUUCAAAGAAAUAACCAGUGGUUUAAUGAGAGAUAGUACUAUUUCUGAUGGUACAUCGUUUAAAUUUAAAUGGCAAAGGCAAUCCAAUGAACUCUUAGGUUUUUAUGCUAGGAUGAAUUGUAUCCCAUUGAGUAAAUGGGUGGUAAUUGAUGAUAGAUCCAUGAUUAAGAAGCACUUUAUGUUUGCCCAUCCCAUAAAUGAUGACAUCAUGAAAACUAUUAAAUUUAUUAUUCAAAAUUUAACCAACAAAGGUCAUGGAGACUUGAUUUUACAAGAGGAUGAAGGCGAAGACAAUUUAGCCAAGACAAUUUAUCAAAAUUGGAAAAAUGAUAUUGAUUUACUUCGUGUGGCCAAUCUACGAAGAGAGCUUGUCCACAUAUUUAUAGAUAAUGGGGAUAAGGGGAAUUAUUCCACGCUAAUGGAAUUAAUAUCAAACCAGAAUCCAAGUGGUGCGAAAUAUUUGAUUAGUGAUUGGCUUGGAUUAUUAAAGUUAUGGUUAUUAGAAUUGCCAAACAGCAUCCUGCCCCCUCAAUGUUACGGAGACAUAUAUUCCCUUGAUGUAAGCAAAGAAAAGAUUGAUACUAAAUGGUUAAUGAAGGUCCCUUCGAGCAACAUUAGAUUAUUGAUUGAAAUAUGGAAACACUUUCAAUGGUUGGAAAAGAAAUUGCCUGAUGGAAUUAGUUUAGUUGAUUUAUUCUAUGACAAUGGAGAUGUGCCAUUAUAUCGAUACUUUUUGCGAGAUUCGAAAUCCAACGAUCCGACUGAGGUUACAGUUCUAGCACCCAGAGUGCAUUAUCUAUUUACCAACGAAAAAAUCAUACAAGAUUUGGAACGUCUCCUAACAGAACGACAGGAUCCUGAGUCAUCUGAACAAGCUAGUGUGUCACCAAAGAGCCGUACUCGUUCGAUUGAAGAGUUGGCGCCGGCACCAAUAAUACUAAUCGACAAGGCGGACUCACAGACAAGAACACCCGUUAUGACGAUGCACUCGCCGGAUAAGAAGAGUCUACUGGAUAUCAAUGAUGAGGACUUUGUUCCCAAACCGUUCAAGACCAACUCCACGCCUCCAUCGCCUCAGGGCAAGAGACUAAGUGGAUUGAAUCUCCUAAUUGCAACAGACGACUGA